Messenger RNA from Dissoconium aciculare CBS 342.82, 2650 nucleotides. Its product is annotated as acetoacetate-CoA ligase. Gene Ontology annotation, biological process: lipid metabolic process. Gene Ontology annotation, molecular function: acetoacetate-CoA ligase activity. The transcript is spliced from 2 exons. Gene Ontology annotation, cellular component: cytosol. Bases 280 to 2409 code for a protein of 709 amino acids. Lineage: Eukaryota; Fungi; Ascomycota; Dothideomycetes; Mycosphaerellales; Dissoconiaceae. The record is from RefSeq and is a predicted model, not a curated record.
CUGGACAAUACGCGGUGCGUGUGGGGCAGGAAUCGCAUCGUGGUGGCGGCGGGGGAACAUGCCCCGGUGGAUAAGACAGCGCCAAACGUACAUGGAGGCAUGCAUGGCCGGAGCAAGGGAUACGCCUUGUCGUCAGUCAACGGACCACAUCACUGCUUGUUUGGAUACCACAGUGCACUGCUUCCAUAAAGACGUCCAAUAUUAGACAUCACUGCCUUCACAACCAAGAACCAACCCAUACAUAUUCCGAAUACAAGCAAUCACCUCUAUUCGGCCAUAAUGUCUGCUGACAAUGAUGCACAAGUCGAAAGGCUACCCCGGAAGCUGUGGAGCCCUCCUAAUCCCAAAGAAACACUGGCAUAUGCAUUCAUGCAAGAGAUCAACAAGAAACAUUCGACUGACCUCCAGACUUGGCCCGACCUUCACUCAUUCUCCGUCACUCACCGCUCCGCUUUCUGGUCCGAACUGCUGAAGCAACACCCCAUCAUUCACUCUGGCCGAUAUUCCCGAGUCGUUGACGAACAUGCCCGGAUGGACAGUCGUCCGAAAUGGUUCGAAGGUCUCUUGGUGAACUAUGCCGAGAAUGCCCUCUAUUGGCCUCAAGCUGGAAACCCCAGCAUCGCUACGACGCACCGCAAGGAAGACCACCGCAUAGCCUGUGUCGAGGUGCGAGAAGGUGCGACGGAGAUCCGUCCCUGCACAUGGCGGGAGAUCCGCGAGCGAUCCGGGCUGAUAUCGAAUGCAAUGCGGGCGAGGGGUGUGCGGAAGGGCGAUCGGAUUGCGGUCGUGGCAUCGAACUCGAUCGAUACGCUGAGCGUCUUUCACGGAGCGACCUCUCUCGGUGGGAUUUUCUCGAGCUCUGCGACGGACAUGGGCACAAAGGGAGUCCUGGACCGGCUGAGACAGGUCCGGCCCAAAUUUGUGUUUGUCGAUGAUUGGGCGUUGUAUAACGGACGGAAGAUCGACCUGAGGGAGAAGAUCCGUGAGAUUGUGCAAGGGAUGAAAGGUAUCGACGAGUUUGAGGCCGUGAUCAGUGUGCCGCGCACGCAGGACAAGCCUCUCGAUGUCUCGAAAUUGCAAAAGGUAGAGACGUGGGCAAGUUUCCUGGCUGCUGCGAAUGGCGACAAAACACUUCGCUUCGAGCGUGUGGGCUUCAACGACCCUUUCAUUAUCGUCUACUCCUCCGGAACGACGGGGAUGCCGAAAUGCAUCGUCCACAGUGUCGGAGCCGUGUUGUUGAACGGCAAGAAAGAAGCCGAUCUUCAUCGUGAUACUGCUCUUAAAGACCCCGAUGACAUGUGCCUGUUACAGUAUACUACGACCGGCUGGAUCAUGUACCUUACCGCCUGCGCUGCGCUCGUCAACGCCUGCCGAACCAUUCUCUACGACGGCUCUCCGUUUCAGCCCGAUCUCAAAAUGUUCCUACAACUCGCCAGCUCACAGAAAGUCACCGACUUAGGGAUCUCGCCACGUUACCUCUCCACGCUCGCAAUGGCCAAACCGCCCGUCUUACCUCGGGAGGUCGUUGAUCUCAGUCGACUGCGUCGGGUCAUCAGCACUGGCAUGGUGCUUUCAGAAGCACAAUUCGAAUGGUUCUACGACCACGCCUUCCCUGCACACGUCCAACUGGCCAACAUCAGCGGUGGGACAGACAUUGCUGCCUGCUUCUCCAUGGAUAAUACUAUGAUGCCCGUCUAUGCUGGAGGAUGUGUCUACGCAGGACUGGGCAUGAAGAUGGAGACCUACGAUCAGGAGAUCGAAGGUGGCCGUGGCGUGGUCGGACGCGCUCUGCCGUCGGGAGCCCCGGGAGAAAUGGUGUGCACACGUGCUUUCCCAACACAGCCCAUCGAGUUCUGGGGAGAUGACCGGGGUGAGAAAUACUUCGAUGCGUAUUUUGCGCGUUUCGACAAUGUCUGGACACACGGGGACUUCAUCUCGAUCCAUCCUCAAACCGGCGGUGUCUAUCUACACGGCCGCGCCGAUGGUGUAUUGAACCCGAGUGGUGUGCGCUUCGGCAGUGCUGAGAUUUAUAAUGUGCUCGACUUGCAUUUCCCGGACGAAAUUCAAGACAGCAUCUGCGUGGGACAACGUCGGCCGCAGGACCAGGACGAGAGCGUGAUGUUAUUCCUGCUUAUGAAGCCGGGCAAAAAAUUCACGCAAGAUCUCGUGGAUCGGGCGAAAGACGCUAUCGCUAAGGAUUGUGGAAGGAGAUGUGUUCCGAAAUAUGUCUUCGAAACUCCUGAGAUUCCGACGACUAUCAACUUGAAGAAGGUCGAAUUGCCUGUCAAGCAAAUUGUAUCCGGCAAAAUCAUCAAGCCGUCGGACACGCUCGCCAACAAAGAUUGCUUGAAGUACUAUUAUCAAUUCGCCAAAGUCGAGGAGUUGGUGCCGGUGAAGAGCAAGCUCUGAUCUCGAGAACGAGGAGCGAGAGGCUUUCGAUGCUUUCCACCCAGUUUCACGACUCCACCAGGGCGAUCGCACAGAAGCUGCCCAGCAGAUCAGGUAAAUGCCAUCGUCAAUCAAGGAGGAUAGUCAUGAUCAUCGAUGGUCCUCAGGCACGCUUGAAGAGGCACGGAUGAGGCUAAGACUAUUACAGUCCGUCAGUAGAAGUGCAUAACUACCUACCUUGGUAUAGACGAAUCCUCUCCUA